This is a messenger RNA of Cuscuta campestris, 1900 nucleotides long. The record is from the annotation of a GenBank genome assembly. NCBI's taxonomy places the organism in Eukaryota, Viridiplantae, Streptophyta, Magnoliopsida, Solanales, Convolvulaceae.
UGAAAGUAAAAUAAUUUAUAUGAUGGAUAUUUCAUUUGGGAAUAUUUACAAAAGACAUGGAAAGUGAGAAGAAGAGAUGAAGAGUAUGGAGUACGAAGGGCUACUGGACUCCCUUAUUGACGAGCAACGCCGCGAGUUCAUGGCGGCCAUAACCCUAGAAUCCGACCUCCGAUUCGCCUUCAACCUCCAAAUGCAAGAAGCCAUCACAGCCUCACUCUCCGAAACCUCCGAACCUUCCACCUCCACUUCUCCCCCUCCGCCGCCGCAUUUCGACGGAGACGGCUGCGAAGGCUUCGACUACACGACCCUCCUCUUGGAGGAUCUCGCCCGUUUCGACCAGGAGCGCCGCGAUCAGUUGCAAAGCGAAACCCUAAUUCGGUCGAUGAAACAAGACCUCGACCGCCGAGCACACGAUCACAAGUUCGCUCGCGAGAUUAUGAGUAUCCCGGAGGACCAGUGGGCGGAAACCGGAGACGACAUUCAUAGGCCUUACGGAGAUGGAGUGGGUAACCAGACUGAGAUUGUCAGAAUGUAUUGUAAGGGUAUUGUGAGCGAAGAGAUGAUUAAGGACAUGAGGGUGGCUGUGGCGUCCAUUGGUGUGGCAAUUUGUGAUUUUCAGGAUAAUAUCUUGUUUGAGAUGAAGAGAGGUCUGGAAAAUGGUGGGAUGCUCACUAAUGAGGGAGCAGAGCUUGAGGCUCUGGUGGCCGGUCUGGAAGCGGCUGUGGCUUUGAAUUUGGAAAGGGUGAACUUUUUUUGUGAUAACUAUAUGGUAUAUCAACACGUCUCAGGCAGGUCGCAAGCAAAUCAGAGCAAGAUUGCAACCUUGGUCAAUAAGGUGAUUGAUUUCAAAAAAAGGUUCAGCUUUUGCGAACCAUCAUAUGUGGGUCGGAAUGAAAUCAAGUUCGCCUUCAAACUUGCAAGAGAGGCCAUUAUUUCACAAGUUGCAUGGUCUGUAGAAACCAAGGCCGGGAAGAGUUUGAAGGAGACUUGUGCCAUCUGUUUUGAAGACAUUAAUGUCACUAAGAUGUUUUUGAUUGAUGGCUGUCUGCAUAGGUUCUGCUUCUCGUGUAUGAAACAGCACGUGGAAGCAAAGUUACUUGUUGGAAAGAUGGCUGAGUGUCCUCAUGAUGGCUGUAAGACAAAUAUCGAGGUUGAUAACUGUGCAAAUUUUCUAGAUCCUCGUUUAGUUGAGAUUAUCAGCAAUCGCAUGAAGGAGGCGUCUAUAGCUGUUACUGACAAAGUUUAUUGCCCCUAUCCCAGAUGUUCUGCAUUAAUGUCGAAAGUUAAGGUUUUAGAAUAUACCAAAAAUGAAUUUUUUGGUGCUGAAACAUCUGGAGCCAGGAAAUGCAUGAAAUGCAACAAGUAUUUCUGUCUCAAUUGCCAGGUCCCAUGGCACUAUGAUAUGACUUGCCUUGUUUACAAAAGGACCCCAAGACCUCAAUCCGACGAGUCAGCGGUCAAGGCUCUUGCCAAUAAGAGAAAGUGGCGCCAAUGUGUGAAGUGCAACCACAUGGUUGAACUUUCUUCUGGUUGUUACCACAUCUCUUGCAGAUGUGGAUAUGAAUUCUGUUAUACUUGUGGAGCUGAAUGGAAGAACAAGAGAGCAACGUGCAAUUGUGCGCUAUGGGAUGAACGGAACCUCAUUCGGCCGAGGUAGAGAAGACGGGCUAAGAAAUUACCAGGUUGCUUUAUGCUCACUAGGAUUUUUGACAUUAUUGUUGUGCCACUUUUCUUAGGUUUUGUAAUCAGUACCAUGUAUUCUCAUCAACUCUUAUGAUGGCCGUUCUUACAAAAUGAAUGAUCACGAGAUCUCUGAAAACCAUAUCUCUGUGUGAGUUCAUUGCAUAUCUAGUUGUCUAUAAAUCAGAAACAUCAUGAAAAAUAAAUAUGGAAAUAGUUU